Molecule: messenger RNA, 322 nt
Organism: Racocetra fulgida
Lineage: Eukaryota; Fungi; Glomeromycota; Glomeromycetes; Diversisporales; Gigasporaceae
Source: the annotation of a GenBank genome assembly
AUCUUUGCUUUAUAUGCAAAGAUGAUAUUGACCCAACACUUAAGGAGUCAAUAACAAUUUUAAAUUGUAAACACUUUUUCUACAAAUCGUGCAUAAAAUAUUGCGCCGAUAAUCAAUGUCCACUAUGCCAAGAAGAGUGUAUUGAGUCAACUAAGCUUGGAAAUUAUUAUAGUCAAGAAAGCACUGAAGGAAUUUCUACACAGUUGGAUAAAGAUCUUACAAUUGAUUCUGAACGCGAUGAUAAUUCAGAAGAAAUAAACAUUCAAAUCUCUCGACAAGCCAGCUCCAUUGAAUCGUUAUUAAACUCUGAAUCUGAUACUUU